CGCUGUAGAAUUAAGGUGAACAAUGCUGGUGGUUUGCGGCGGGAUGAAAACGGCUCAAAUGGUAUAAGCGCAGAUGCAGAAGUGCUGAAGAAAACAAUGGAUCUGAAUGUGUAUAGUGCUGUAGAACUGGUGCAAUUAGCUCGACAACAUCUUGUAAAAGCUAAAGGAGAAAUAGUCAACGUCUCCAGCAUUGCUGCAUUGCCAAAAGCGACACCGACUUGUCUAUAUUAUGCCAUGGCUAAAGCUGCUAUGGACCAAAUGACUCGUGGACUUGCUGUUGAGCUUAUUGCUGAAGGUGUUCGAGUGAAUAGUGUGAAUCCCGGUGUUGUAGUCACGAAUGUCAUCCAAAAUUCUGGAAAAUCCGAAGAAGACGCAGCUGAGUUCUACAAAAAAUACGAGGAAUCACCGGAUUGUUUGCCAAUCGAAGGAGUUGGGAAACCCGAGGACAUAGCGAGUGUCAUAGCAUUUUUGGCGGAUCGUAGCGCAUCCCGAUACAUCAUCGGACAAACAAUUGUUGCUGAUGGUGGUUCUAUGCUGGUUAUUGCCUCAAACGCAACUGGUGCUAAAAGAGAGUCCAAAUAG
Molecule: messenger RNA, 582 nt
Organism: Cylicostephanus goldi
Lineage: Eukaryota; Metazoa; Nematoda; Chromadorea; Rhabditida; Strongylidae
Source: the annotation of a GenBank genome assembly